AUGGACGCUCCAAGAGAUGAACAGCGUGGUGUGGUCAGGUUUUUGACUGCUGAAGGUGUUUCCCAACACGAAAUUAGUCGCCGUAUGGCUGCCGUGUACGGUGAACAUUGCAUUUCAUUGGCCACUGUGAAGCGUUGGUGCAAACGGUUCAAAGAAGGACGUGAAAGUUGCAAAGACGAUCCAAGACCGGGCCAAAGCCACCGUGCAAUCACCCCCAACACAAUUGCACAGGUUGAUGAGCUGAUUAGACAAGAACGGAGGAUAAGCAUCGAUGAACUGGCAGAGCAUGUGAACAUCAGUCACGGUUCGGUUCACACCAUAAUUCAUGACCAUCUCGGUUAUCGGCUCUUGUGUGCUGAAUGGAUGCCCAAGAUUUUGAACGACCGCCAGAAGACAGAGAGGUUCGGCGCUGCCUUGACUCAUCUGAUCCGGUAUCACAAUGAGGGUAACGACUUCUUGACUGCAAUUGUGACAGGGGACGAAUCAUGGUGCCACCACUACGAGCCUGAAACACGCCGGCAGAGCUUACAGUGGAAACAUUUGAAUUCGCCACCCCCAAAGAAAGCAAAGGCCGUCAUCUCCGCAGGUAAGUCGAACUCGGUAUGGGACCGAUCUCCGCUGGCCACCCUAACGUUCCCAGAAUCGAACGCAUGCCGGUCCACCCACAUACAGGCUGGAAGCAAAGGAACAAUGGAUGACCACAGGUCAGAGCUUCCUCCUCUUCAUUCCAUUGACGCUAUUCUAGGACUUAGAACGUGGAGGAAGAAGAAACGUUCCGCAUCACCUCCGCCCCCCAGUAAAUCACCAUGUGAUGUUCUUGAAGGGGAAGCUAACCAUACCCAUCCAAAAAUAUUUCGACCGGUUGAAGAUAUUGAUGAUCACACUAGAGAAAAUUCAGGUAGUCCAGACGAUCAUCAGCAUACUUCCCUGCAGACAGACCACUCCGGCAGCAGCAGCAAACCGGACCCGGACAGUGGGUCCGAGGAGGGACAGAAGAAGAAGCACCGAAGAAACAGAACCACCUUCACCACCUACCAGUUGCACGAACUCGAGAGGGCAUUCGAGAAGUCGCACUACCCCGAUGUUUAUAGCAGGGAAGAACUGGCUAUGAAGGUUAAUCUACCCGAAGUUCGCGUGCAGGUUUGGUUCCAGAAUCGAAGAGCCAAAUGGCGGCGUCAGGAGAAACUAGAAAGCCAGAAUGCCCUUCGCACUUUGGGACAUGUAACUGGAGACUUCCAACCCGGAGGAGGAAGACCCCAGUCUCCCAUCAGUAGUCUAGCAAAUGCACUUGGUUCCUGUUCCCCACCAACAUCGGCAGUGACUCCAUCAGGUCCCUCACAGCUGUCCUUGGACCCUUGGGGCAUCACAGGACCCCUUCUUGGAUCCUCUCUAGCAGCCGGAUUACCCGGAUUCCUAAACAGGCAUCCAUCUGUCUAUCCCAGUUACCUGACACCAGCUGCACCAACUCCUGCACUGUCCGUUCCUUGUUCCAUGGCAGAGCUGGCGUCCGGGACACCAUCUGGACCUUUAGACCAUCCUGGUCCGGUUAACCUUUCCCUAGGUCCUCCAGAUAGCAAGCCGGACGAAACUGGACUCGAUCCAAGGAGCUCUAGCAUCGUAUCAUUGAGGAUGAAGGCCAAAGAACAUGUCGAAUAUCUUCAUAAAGGAUUAGUCAUAAUGUGA
Uloborus diversus is the source of this 1683-nucleotide messenger RNA. RefSeq names its product retinal homeobox protein Rx-B-like. The transcript has 4 exons. The record is from RefSeq and is a predicted model, not a curated record. Gene Ontology annotation, biological process: positive regulation of transcription by RNA polymerase II. NCBI's taxonomy places the organism in Eukaryota, Metazoa, Arthropoda, Arachnida, Araneae, Uloboridae. Bases 1 to 1683 code for a protein of 560 amino acids. Gene Ontology annotation, molecular function: RNA polymerase II cis-regulatory region sequence-specific DNA binding; DNA-binding transcription factor activity, RNA polymerase II-specific.